Nicotiana tabacum (common tobacco) is the source of this 774-nucleotide messenger RNA. RefSeq lists its product as uncharacterized. NCBI's taxonomy places the organism in Eukaryota, Viridiplantae, Streptophyta, Magnoliopsida, Solanales, Solanaceae. The record is from RefSeq and is a predicted model, not a curated record.
AUGGGAGAUUUCAACUCAGUACUGAAUAGUCAGGAUAGACAACAUGACACUAUAAUACAAGAUAUGAAAACAAAGGAUUUCAGGAAGUUCAUAAGUGAUAUUGGCAUGAAUGAGUUACCUAUCGUGGGAAGGGAUUACACAUGGACAAAUAAUCAUACCUAUAGCAGGAUAGACAGAGGAUUGGUAAACAUAAACUGGAUGAUGACAAUUCCCAGCCUAUGUAUACAAAUCCUAGAACCAUCUUUCUCUGAUCAUUCCCUACUUAAGCUGAUGAUCUCACAAAUGCAAAGGAAGAAAGUCAGUCUAUUCAAGUUUUUUAACUGCAUAGCUGAUCACCCUCAAUUUAUAAAAGGAAUAGAACAAGUAUGGAACACAACUGGAGAUGUUGGGAAGCUACAGGGAGUAUGGAACAAACUAAAGAGAGUCAAACAAGUUAUUAAGGGGCUCAACACACAGCACUAUAAAGGGGUUGAGGACAGAAUCAAAGAAACCAGAAGGGAAUUACAGGAAGUGCAGGAGAAAAUGGGUUGUAGAAUGAUGAAUACAGAAUUAGUUGAGAAAGAAAAGGAACUGAAAAGUAAUCUAGAGAAGUGGAUAUUAAUAGAGGAAAGCAUUUAUAGGCAAAGAUCAAGGGUAGAGUGGCUAAAGUUGGGAGAUACUAACUCUGCAUAUUUCUUUGCUCAUAUGAAGAAUAGGAACACUUUAAAUGGAAUACAUGCUCUCACGACUGAUCUAGGGGUUCAAAUACAUAUGGAGGAGGAAAUAGAGGCAUAA